AACUAUCGACGGACCAGAAGACGCUGAAGAAUGUUUUUCGACUGUAUUGCUUGGACUUAAAAAUACAAUUAAACGUAAACCUCCUUUUAUUCAAGAAGAAAUUAAACAAGAGUACUACCGUUGGAUUAGCUCUACUGGAAUCAACGAAAAUAAUUGUCCUGAAAGAUUACAGCUUAUUUUAUUUGGAUUUAAUGAAAUAUUAGAAGAUUUGAAAAAUUGCAAGCAAACCCUUGAUCAUAAUUCUUCUGAAUAUGCAAAAGAAUUAAACAAAACUUUUGCGGCUGUUCAAGCUCCACUACGAAAUGAAAGAAAAGUAGCAGAGUCUCUCGAAGGUAAAAAGUAUAAUGAAAUUGAUAUUAAAAAUAAGUUUAACGGUAACAUAGAACAAGGUCAAGGAGUUCUUAACAAAAUUGCUAGUGCUGCUGGCAAUUUUCAUGAAAAUUUCUACUUUUUUCCGCAAGAGGAUCGAAAAGAG
This is a messenger RNA of Racocetra fulgida, 475 nucleotides long. The record is from the annotation of a GenBank genome assembly. Lineage: Eukaryota; Fungi; Glomeromycota; Glomeromycetes; Diversisporales; Gigasporaceae.